Molecule: messenger RNA, 489 nt
Organism: Caenorhabditis briggsae
Lineage: Eukaryota; Metazoa; Nematoda; Chromadorea; Rhabditida; Rhabditidae
Exons: 4
Coding region: 1-489 (162 amino acids)
Cellular component (GO): mitochondrion
Molecular function (GO): flavin adenine dinucleotide binding; flavin-dependent sulfhydryl oxidase activity
Source: RefSeq, a predicted model, not a curated record
AUGGAAAUCGGUCCAGAUGGAAAGCCGUGUCGAGCAUGUGUCAGUGUCGAAGAUAUGAUGAAGAAAGGCAGGGAGAUGGCCGAGAAAAUGAAGAAAAAAGAAGAAGAGAAGAAUGCACCGGGCACAAGUACAGGAGCAAAACUACACGGGUGUCCAGUCGAUAAAGAUGAAUUGGGUCGCUCCACUUGGAAUUUACUGCACACAAUGUCGGUCUACUAUCCGGAGAAGCCAACAGAAGACGAUAAAAGCCGCGCGAAGAGUUUUAUGACAAUUUUAGGUCAGACAUAUCCAUGUGAUUUCUGUGCGAAAGACCUUCGAAAAGACCUAAAAUCGGACCCGCCAAAAGUCGAAAAUCGCCAAGAAUUUGCUCUUUGGAUGUGUCAAUUACAUAAUAAAGUGAAUGAAAAAACGGGAAAACAGGCGUUCAACUGUAAAAAUGUGAUGGAACGGUGGCGAGACGGAUGGAAGGAUGGAUCGUGUGAUUAUUAA